AUGGCGUCGUCGCCACCUCCUCCACCCCGGAGGACACUGCGCCUCACUCUCCCCGCUGACGCCCUCUCCCCCUCUCUCACCUUCUCUCCCCCUCUUUCAUGGAACUUUGACGGCGCCUGGAACCUCGUCAACGCGACUGGCGCCAGCAUAUCACAUACCUUUGCAGGCGAGCGCUGGGCGCUUCGCGGGUCCGCCAACGCCCUCGUCAUAGCUGGCCCCAGUGCCGAUCUUACCGUCGACGGCAUUCCCACCAAAAGUAUCAACACGGUUGGAGACGAGGUAGUCGCGGCGAAAGUUGGAGAGGGAUGGCAUACAGCCAAGUACAGCCUCUCUGGAUAUCGUGGCGAGUUGAGUGUUUACGGCGCGACGUCUGAAUUGAGCAUUGUUGCGGAUUUAUCCGAAGACGAGUUCAAGGCGCUCGAGCAGCGCGUUCCCUUGUCCGAGCACGGCGACAACUUGGUAUACGACGGCUGGAGUGCAGUCGAGGCAGCCCAAGGUACGAUGGGGACUCUGGUGCUGAACAUUCCCUCCAAUACGAGCUUGUUCGCUCUCUCGGGAACCCGAGGACCAGCAGGAACAGUCCAACUCACCUUGACUCCUCCCAUUCUUGACCGUGGCGAUUUUGCCGCCGACACAGCCCUCGCUGCACCCAGCAACGACACUGCGCUCUUUACAGCUCCUCUCGACCCACAAAUCCAAUACGCUGUCAACAUCACGGGCCGCGGCGCCCGUCUCUCCGCACUCCACUACUGGCCCGUCUCGUCCGACGCCUUCCCCUGGCGCCGUUCCUCCUGGUCACCCCCCUCCUCCCUCCUCUACAUUCCUCCACCCCCGCCCUCAAACCCACAGUCCUCACUUGCCCAACAUCGCCGCAAAAACAUUGGCGCUAUUGUCGGCGGCACAAUCGGUGGCCUCGUCAUCCUCUCAGUCCUAAUCAUCAUGGCACUCUGCGAAUGCCGCCGCGUCCGCUUCUUCGGUGCCCGAUACCGUCCCCGCCGCGGAGUCUCGAAACGCGGUAUCUCGUCCUCGGAUCUAACCCGUUUCGACGAACACUACUUCUCGGUCCGCACGGACAUGUACUCGCGGCCCUCGCUCACGGAGACCGCAAGCGUCGUCAGCAUCCCCAUCUCCAAAGUUGGUGCGCCUCCCCAGCCCCAGUUUGGUCCCCCCCAGUCCCAACUUGGGCACCAGCUUGGCCCCCCUCCCCAGACCAAAGUACCCCAACUUGCGCGCCAACUUGGGCCCCCUCCCCCUCCCCGACUACGCCGCCCACCACCCAUUGAAGAGCCCCGGAGAUCCUCAUACGAACUACGGGUGCGCGAGUUCAUGGGCGUCCCACAGUGGUCUACAUUGCCCGGACACGCGAGGGAGAGGGUACUGUUGCCUGUUGCGCCGCCUAGGGAGCGGUUGAGACAGCCGUCGCCGGCGCCAGAGGAGUGGGAGCCAGACAAUAUGAGCGUGUAUUCUGGUGCAACUAUUGGCAAGGCGAUAUGA
Cutaneotrichosporon cavernicola is the source of this 1494-nucleotide messenger RNA. RefSeq lists its product as uncharacterized. The coding region runs from base 1 to 1494 and encodes 497 amino acids. The record is from RefSeq and is a predicted model, not a curated record. The transcript has 3 exons. Lineage: Eukaryota; Fungi; Basidiomycota; Tremellomycetes; Trichosporonales; Trichosporonaceae.